This is a messenger RNA of Bacillus rossius redtenbacheri, 2630 nucleotides long. Its product is annotated as VPS35 endosomal protein-sorting factor-like. NCBI's taxonomy places the organism in Eukaryota, Metazoa, Arthropoda, Insecta, Phasmatodea, Bacillidae. Gene Ontology annotation, biological process: endocytic recycling. Bases 140 to 2479 code for a protein of 779 amino acids. The transcript has 14 exons. Gene Ontology annotation, cellular component: endosome. The record is from RefSeq and is a predicted model, not a curated record.
AUUACUAGCGCCGUUAGUAUCAAUGCCACCUCAAGUUUUAGAUCGUGCCCUAUACAUUUGAAAUGCGAUUUGUUUGUAUUUAUAUUUACUCUAUGCUUUAAAUGUCGAGAAAAGUUUGUAAAUAAUCACAUAGUUGAUUAUGUCAGGUUCACGUCCGACAGCAAAUGUUCAAUGGUCUUUCCGUCUGCGGGACUAUGGCUCGGAGUGGCAGAGCAGACGACCUUUGGAAGAAGUUUCUGAUCAUCCACUGAAACCUCUUGUUACGACAGUGACGGAGAGCCGUGUGAUGAGGAAGAUGCUGGGCGGGAGCGCGACCAGCAGCACGGGCUCAUCCACGCCCACCCCCACCCUGGACCCCCUGGGGGUCGCACUGGACGGCUGCGACCCGCUGAGCCAGUUCGCGCGCCAGGAGCUCGACCCCCUGUCCAAGAUGGCCGCGGCCGAUAGCUGGGAAACUCCCCCUCGCGACCAGAAGAGAAGCAAAGAGGCAGUAACGGAAGAUAGCCUUGAUUCUUGGUCGUCUAGAAAAUCUGCUAUCUUGAGCAAAUUCACUACUUCUGAAAAGUUAUCCAUUGUCACAAGUUUUUUAUCUGGUGGUGAGAAAGUGGUGGUGAAGGCGCAGAGCGCGGCGGUCGACAAGGUGAAGCACCGCCUGGAGCAGCUGGACGAGGUGGACGAGGGCUCGGUGCGGCAGGAGCUCGACCUCAGCCAGCAGGAGUACGUGGCCCGGAUCGAGCAGCUCAACCAGGAGCUGGUGCAGGCGUGGCACUCGGACCAGCGCGUGCGAGCCCUCAAGAUAGCCAUCCAGUGCUCCAAGCUGCUGGUCGACACCGCCGUCAUUCAGUUCUACCCCAGCAAGUUCGUGCUCGUCACCGACAUCCUGGACAUCUUCGGCAAGCUGGUGUACGACCGCCUCCGCACCAAGGCCGAGUACUACCUGCCUGGCAGCAGGAAUCCAACGCCCUUGCCGGAGAACUUCACCCCGGACAUGGUCCCAGAGUCUGCCAAAGAGACCUGCCGCAACUGGUUCUACAAGAUCGCUUCGAUCCGAGAACUGGUUCCUCGGCUGUACGUGGAGAUGGCCAUCCUAAAAUCUUACAGCUUCCUUAAGUCUAGCGAGUUCUCUCAGGCACUGCUGCGCCUCACCCGGAUGAUUCGCGGCAUUGGAGACCCGCUCGUGGCGGUGUAUGCUCGCUGCUACUUGUGCCGGGUUGGCAUCACUGUCUCUACCACCGACAAGGAGUACAUCAAAGAGAACUUCUAUGAUUUCCUCUCCUCGUACCACCAGGUGUUCAGUGCCAGCGUGCGCGCGGACCUGAGCCGGCAGAAGGUGGAGCUGUCGGCCUACCUGACCCUCUACACCCCGGCCCUGGACUGGAUCCUGCAGGCGGUGGCCGCCGGCGCCCCCGAGCGCCUGCUGGUGGAGAUCCUGGCUCGCUGCAAGGAGCAGGCCAACAGUGCACUGUUGCUGAACACUAUAAUGGCAGCAUUCAAGCCUGCCUACAUCGCAAGUCGCACGCCCCAAUUCAUCGAGCUUAUUUCCUCGUGCAACGAAGAAGGCUUCCCACAGUACCUGCUGUUCCGCACGCUGGGGCUGUGCCUGGUGCUGGCCGACCCCCCGCCCGACCUCCGCCUGCAGAUCCUCAACGACGUGUGGCGCUGCGUCUCCAAGCUGUCAGAUCCCGCCCACUACGCCUGCUGCGCCGAGGUCUGGGUGGAGUUCGUCGCGCGCCACUUCUCCCGGAGGGAAGUGAACACCUUCCUAGGAGACGUGAUACGACACAUGUCAGUGGACCGAGCGUACGAGAGCCACUACGCACAGCUGCACACCAUCGUCAACAAGGUGGUCACUCACAUGCAGGACUUCGAGAUGCUCUUCACCAUGGACAAGUUCCUGCCGCUGCUAGACCUGUUCCAGAAGGAGAGCGUGAAGGUGGAGGUGUGCAAGAGCAUCAUGAGCGCCUUCUCGCAGCAGCAGCAGGAGCCCACCAACGACCCCGUCAUCAGCAACGCCCUCAUGUUCGUGUGCCGCGUCAUGCACGACUCCGUCAACGCCCUGACGGUGGAGGAUGAGAAGAGGCAGAUCGGCAACCUGAUAUCGGCGUUCGUCAGGAACGUGGACUACGGCAGGGACUUUGAGCAGCAACUGAGCUUCUACGUGGAGGCCCGGGCGUCUUUCCCCAACCUCGACCCGGUUCACGCAGAGCUCGUCCAGAGCGUGAACAGGAUAGCGGUGGAGACGCGCAGAAUCGUGAAGGGCCACCACACGCGCAAGACAGCGGCGUUCGUGCGGGCGUGCUCUGCCUACUGCUACAUCACCGUCCCGUCCAUCGCGUGCGUGCUGUCGCGGCUGCAGCUGUACCUGCUGUCGGGGCAGGUGGCCCUGCUCAACCAGUGCCUGGGGCAAGGUCAGGCGAGCUUCACGUCCCAUCGGCGAUGUUCCCGACAUUCUGCGAGUGUUCAGAAGUUACCAGUUUGAUAUUACAUUCAACAUUUCAAAUCUAAUUACUGAUACAUGUACAAUUGUGGCUCACUGGUGUGUGUGUGUGUGUGUGUGUGUGUGUGUGUGUGUGUGUGUGUGUGUGUGUGUGUGUGUGUGUGUGUGUGUGUGUGUGUGUGUGUGUGUGUGU